Misgurnus anguillicaudatus (oriental weatherfish) is the source of this 4047-nucleotide messenger RNA. RefSeq names its product transforming growth factor, beta receptor 1 a (gene tgfbr1a). Gene Ontology annotation, cellular component: signaling receptor complex; plasma membrane. Gene Ontology annotation, molecular function: ATP binding; transforming growth factor beta receptor activity, type I; SMAD binding. Gene Ontology annotation, biological process: protein phosphorylation; transforming growth factor beta receptor signaling pathway; heart development. The record is from RefSeq and is a predicted model, not a curated record. Lineage: Eukaryota; Metazoa; Chordata; Actinopteri; Cypriniformes; Cobitidae.
CAAGGCGUUCACUUUGUCGAAGCAAAGACACGACAAGUUGAAUGUAAGAGAAAAAACUGACCAGUCCUUACAUAUUCUCUACCAUGAUGGAUGUAGGAACGUUACUGCGUCGCUCCUUACUGUUGGCUUUACUUCUAUGUACAGUGACACAGGAAGCGCGAGGAUUGCUGUGCUAUUGUGAACGAUGUGUAAAUCAGACAUGCAACACAACUGGCCUAUGCUUUGUGUUCGUCACAAAGACUGCUGGACAGACUGUGACACAUGAUGGUCAGUGCCUUGAGCCGGAUAAUCUGGUCCCAAAGGACAGACCAUUCCAGUGCGCCCCCACCAACCAUGGCAGGCACCCGUACUGCUGCAACGACACCAACCUGUGCAACAAGAACCCCAAAGUCACCUUCCCAGAGGAUCCAAUAGAACAGCGGUCUUUGAGUCCAGUGACCUUGGCCGCUAUGAUUGCGGUGCCCAUCUGUGUGCUGAUCUUUGCUCUAGUGCUACUUUUCUAUAUGUGCCACAAUCGCUCCAUCAUACACCACCGUGUGCCAAGCGAGGAAGACCCUAGGAUGGACCACCCCUUCCUUGCAGACGGCACCACUUUGAAAGACCUCAUCUAUGACAUGACAACCUCUGGAUCAGGCUCAGGCUUGCCGUUACUAGUACAGAGGACCAUCGCCAGGACCAUCUUACUGCAGGAGAGCAUAGGAAAGGGCCGUUUCGGAGAGGUGUGGAGGGGCCGUUGGCGUGGAGAGGAGGUGGCGGUAAAGAUAUUCUCUUCCAGAGAGGAGCGCUCCUGGUUUCGUGAAGCAGAGAUCUAUCAGACUGUCAUGCUUCGCCAUGAAAACAUCCUGGGUUUUAUUGCUGCGGACAAUAAAGAUAACGGCACAUGGACUCAGCUGUGGCUGGUUUCUGAUUACCAUGAACACGGCUCGCUCUUUGACUACCUGAACCGGUACACGGUCACGGUGGAGGGCAUGAUUAAGCUCUCGCUCUCCACUGCCAGCGGUCUAGCUCAUCUGCAUAUGGAGAUUGUGGGUACUCAGGGUAAGCCUGCUAUUGCCCAUCGUGAUCUGAAAUCCAAAAACAUCUUGGUGAAGAAGAAUGGAACCUGCUGCAUCGCUGACCUGGGCCUGGCAGUGCGCCACGAUUCUGCCACAGACACCAUCGAUAUCGCACCCAAUCACCGAGUGGGCACCAAAAGGUAUAUGGCCCCCGAGGUUCUGGAUGACUCCAUUAACAUGAGGCAUUUCGAGUCUUUCAAAAGGGCAGACAUCUACGCCUUAGGUCUGGUGUUCUGGGAGAUCGCUCGCAGGUGUUCGAUCGGAGGCAUCCAUGAGGACUACCAGCUCCCUUACUAUGACCUCGUUCCCUCUGACCCAUCAGUUGAGGACAUGAAGCGGGUAGUUUGUGAUCAAAAGCUUCGUGCCAACAUCCCUAACAGGUGGCAGAGCUGUGAGGCCCUGCGUGUGAUGGCGAAGAUCAUGAGGGAAUGCUGGUAUGCCAAUGGAGCGGCUCGGCUCACUGCACUACGUGUGAAGAAGUCUCUGUCACAGCUCUGCCAACAAGAGGGCAUCAAGAUAUAGAGCAACAUUGUCUCAUCUCUCAUUGUGCACUGCCUGUUCCUCCAUCGAUCUAUGAUGGCGUGGAGCCUUACUUCAGCACAUUAACAGGACAUCACAUUAAGGAUCUGCCAGGAAUUUUGAGCGACCGGUGUAAUUUGGUCUCGCGAAAAAAAUGAGGUCCGUAAGAAGAUUCAUUGGAAUCAUAAAACACCACCGCGAGAAACCUAUACAGUAGGUCCUCUGGGAUGUGAGUCAACCCGUUGUUUGGUGGCUGACCACACUCUUAACUAGCCAGUGUAUUGUGCUUUGCAAGAUGGACUUGACCGUUUUUGUGUUGUGUUUUUUGUAUAUAGCCUACUUGCUUAUGUAUAUUGGUAUGCUGAUGUAUUCAUUUAUAGGGUUACACAUGUGUGUAUGUAUAAAUACCGCAAUGUCUCAUGUUACCAGGAAGUGCCAGUGCUCUGAAUCAUUCAUAUGUUUACCAUAUUUGGUAAAAAGUGUCUCUGUGGAUUUUGAGUCACUAUGUAUCACUUGUUUGCAUGUCGAAAAGGUGAGCCUUAAAGGAAAAACUGUUUAUAUUGAUUGUUUGUUUGUGACUCGGGUCUGUCUGGAAUGCUUUCAUAAAAAACUUUCCAGACACAGACAGAAGUAAAUUGUAAAGGUAAGCGCAGUCAAGUUCAUUCUGUAUUGCAUUUUAUAGCUGGCUGGAUUCAGCAGUCUUUAAGAGACGUGACUUGCCGUGAAAGCAAAGAAAGGCCAGCUGGCCAAUCUAGCUAUAGUAGCACCUCUAAAUGCUACACUUGACAUAUUUUUUCUCUUGUUGAAUUGUCAGUUAGUUGAAACUUGAGCACGCAUAUAUGUAGCCCUAUUCAGAGCGAAAUGAAAGCUGUAAAACUUUUUUGCUCCAAGAACCCCAGACGAGGUCUUGAAUGCUGCGUAUAUUGAAUUCUGUACAUGUUUCAAGGUAGUUGAACAGGUUGAAACUUAAAUAUUAUGCCAUUUAUUUCUAGUUCGCUGUAGAUACUUUUUAUAGUGCUGUUUUUGGUUAUUAUACUGACAUUGCACAUGUCAUCAAUCAUAAUUGAGCCACAAAGUAUCUUGUGGACUUGUGUAGCUUUCUUUAUGUCGGUAUUUGGUCUAAACAGUAAGUUAAUAUUUUGUCGUAUCUGUAGGGGGAGAAUGUUGAGAGUAUGAAUGCACUUUAAGUUUUCUUUUUAUAUACAUUAGAGAGCAGUGGCUAAUAUGGCUGCAUAUGGAAAUGUAUAUUUACUAAGAAUCCAAAUAUUGUGGUUGGCUUAAGUGUAUAAAGUGGAAAUCUCCAUUUGAGAGACUGUAGGUAGAAGAUGCAAACAGUUGAUACUGAAUACUACUGAAUACUACUCUAAAGACAUGCAACAAUCACCAGCAGCCUUCAGUAUGUUCCUGUCUGUGUUUUAUAGAUGUAUAUCCACCGUCUCACCAACUUCAAAUCAAUUUAUUGUCCUGAGGUUUGUCAACUGGUGUGCCAUGUAAGUUUGCAAAAUAUACAAACAGCGGUGUCAUUUUGAAUGUGCAGUAUUUUAUAUUUGGAAAGGUGUUCACUGUUCUGUAGCGCCACAGCUCGAUGCUGUCAUUGAAGUCACAUAUAGCAUUAACUCAAUGAAUGAAUGUUGUACAUAAGGUCUCAUGAAUACUUAUACUGUGAUUUUCAAGCCAGAUUUCAAACUCACUGUGCCCUCCAGUGCAUGAUGCAAUACAAGUGCCUCUGUUUUAUGAAGGUUUGUGCUUUAUUGCUAUUCGCAAUCUUAAAAUAUAGAAAAGUUCCAGUGCAGAUUUUUGCAAAAAAAAGAGAUAUAAAUUUCUUCUUAUUUAAAGGAAGUUCUGGGUACUUUGCUGUUUGGUUAUUCUAGUCUUGUGACACGUUUGAUCAGUUUUUUCUUCUGUAUAAGUCUCUGUAAUGAAGCCUUUUUAUGUUCAGUACUUGUACAGUAAAUACUUUUGAGUAUUCUCUUAAAUUGAAGCAUUUUACAUGUAAAAAAAACCAUGUGCUUUUAAAACAAUUCAUGUUAAAGCCUAAUAUGGACCAAUGCUCAAUGAUUUACCUCAGUCAUAUAACUCUUUUUUUUUUUCUGUACAUUUUACAUUUUGCUUUGUACAGUACAAAGGAAUUGUAUUGAAAAAUGCACAUUUAUUGUUGUAUGUUUUGUUUGUGUAAAAACCGUAUUCAAUGUAUUAUAUUCUUAAUAUUUAAAACAUUUGUCAGUCUGUGUAAAUGAAAGUGAUGUUUGUUUUUAAGUCUUUGUUUCUGUUGAUGAAUUUCAUUCAGGUUUGGCACGUCUGCCUGUGGCAUCAGUGCAGAGAACAGUCCACAUGAAGGUGAAUCACCACCAUUUGUUACUGUAGCAAAAUAGGAAUGCGAAAAAUUGCAUAAAAAUAUUUUUGCUUAUGACUUAUUACAAAUCUCGUAAAUGUAAAAUACCGGUAUGUGUUAAUAAAUAUGUAUUUUAAGUCA